GUCCAUCCCUGGCGGGUAGUGUUGGAAAGUGUCGAUGGUAAUAGCUGUAGUGUGACCAUAGUUCCUAGCCAAGUUCACCACCCUCUCACAGUGCUUUGUGGUAUUUUUAAAAGAUCAGCGAAAGGUCACUAGCGAGUAAAAUGGCGGGAGCUGUACACGAAUUUCAUCUGGUAAACAAAUUUUGUAAAUAAAAUGGUUAAAACUCGUGUAGCGCCGUGCGCUACGGCCGCGGAUGCGGGGACCACAACCAGACGCAAUCGCCGGUGCGAUCAAAAACUUUCGGACGCAGCUAUUUUGGCCGUAAUAGCGGAGCCCCAGUACAACCUCAAAAAAUGCGUAGUGAAACUAAGGCGCAUAAAGGCGCCCGAGGAGGCAGCGCCCGAAGUGGAUUCUAGCACUUUCGAGCCGGCUCGAAACUCAACGAUGUACGUUCCCUCGAAGGUACAGAUCAUAAAACCACCCCCAGUUACCAGGAAGAAGGCGGCAGGUCCAAGAAAAUCACCUUGUCGACUAAUCCCCGGGGUUAACAGCCCAAGCAAACCAGCGGCAGAGGUUUCGCCCAAAAAGCCAUCUCGCUUCUUCCACCGAGAUCAGCCGCCAUCGAGAACACGCUCCUCGGUUACCCGCAAUGUCUUCGACUUCCUCUCGCAGUCCCAGAUCGAAGAUGAGGACAACAGGGAGGAUCCCGCGGCAGACAUAGUUCAGCGCUUGGUGAAAUCCGGCAAGGCCUGUGUGAUGAUGCGGUCAACCAAAUCUGGGAAACCAAGAGCCAAAAGGAGUAAAAACAAGAUCAAACCGGUGGGCAGGCGGAGACAGUGUUCGUUGAAGGAUAUGAAACCACCUGAGCCGGUUUCAAAGCCCAAGGAACUGCGCAUACAGAAGCCAUCACGCGCACUUUCGCCCGUUUACGAGCCCGAGGAGGAUAGCAACGAUUCGGAUGUCUAUGCUCCUUGCAUGGAGCCCAUUGAGGUGCCCGUUCAGGUGCAUGUCGAGCCGAGCACUUCCAAGCAAGCCCAGGAUGGAGCCUACAGCAAUUUGGCCCGCUCCGUGAUGCUUCAUCAAACCCAAGCCCAGAAUCCGCCGAAGUCCACGGACAGACGCCGAGAGCUAAUUAACAUGGCGCGCCAGUUGGUUAGCACGCCGCUGAACCGUAAGGUACCCCCGGUGUCAGCAGCCAAUGCCGCAACCAAUGCAAUAUCGCCCAUUACCCGCCCGUCUCCAAAUGCAGUCAGUCCGGCGGGAGCAUCGUCGCCUUGGCGCAUUUCCGACGAGUCGCCAAUGCCCAAUACUUUUAUGUUUGGCUUCAACACCUCCCAGCUGCCCUCUUACUCCAGUGAUCACAUGCGGCGACGGCAUGUGUAUGUACCGGAUGGUCAAGCGGAGCAAUCCGAGGAGCCUGCUCACGAGGUGUCCAUUUGUCCGCCCUUGCCCGUGCAAGGUCAUGACUCAAAUGCGAACGACUCGAAUGAGGAGAACCUUCCGCCCUCUACUGCUAGCAAAACGACGACAUUCAAUGAACAGGAAAACAUUGGGAAUGCGGAGGACUUUGUUCACUUGCCGAAUCCACGGAGAACGCUGCAAAAGCGAGCGCCAUUCAAAGAAAUAAACAUUAUAGAAGUGGUGACGUUGCCGCCGUGGAAGAAGAAUGUGCAAACUACUCCCUCGAAGGAAAUCAAUUCCACCGUAGUCUCUACUAACAAAGCAGCCACUGCAUCACCAGCUCAGCGCAGUCAAACUCGGGCGAAUCUUUUCGGCUUUGACGAGAUUUUGCCCUGUGAAAAUAUGGCUAGUGAAGCAACGGAACCGCGAAAUGCAACAAACACUCCCUCAAAUGGUAUCACUCCCACUAGAGGGUCAACUAAUUCAAUGCAGACUACAUCUCCACCGAAUCGCAGUCAAACGCAAUCGAAUCUCUCUGGAAAGAGCCCAACACCACGAGACACUACCUCACGAAAUCUCUUUGGAUUUGAUGAAUUCAUUACCGAAAACGAAGAUCCGGCAAACGUCUCCGCAGCUUUGAGUCAAAACAUAACCCUGCAUGAUAAACUCCAUCGACUGGCGGAGCUGCGACCCCGCGAUGAGGAGCUACCACAUGUAUCGACCAACUCGUUGCAUGGUGAUUACCUCGGGGAAUGCCUGUCGAAGCAGCAGGAUAUUAGAGAAGCGUUUUGCUCCACAAUGAUUGCGCCGCCUACACCACCAAGACGCAAGAAAGCUGAACUGCCUCCAAGGGAAACCUUGGGAUUGUUUAGGGAUCAAGCCGACCCGGAGAAAACAUUUGACGAAAAGCAACCAAGGCGAACCUACGUGAAAGAGCGUCCACAGCGAAAGCGGAAGCAGCGAGUGCAGUUGUUGUACAUUGAGAGUGAAUCUGAGGACGAGGACGAGCAGGACUCGCACAAUAAGAGCUUCAGCUCUCCGCAGAAGAAGCAACCUCACAGCAAACGACCGCGUAGAGAUAUCGAGCAAGAGGCUAAAUUGCAGGAGUUCAUUACCAGUUUCAACAAGGAGUGUGAGGAAGUGGAAAAAUUCCCAGUUAUCAUUGAAUAGCAUUGUUUUAUUUUUAUUGGUUUUUUUAUACCGCAGAUUAUGGAAAGUAUUGUC
Messenger RNA from Drosophila subpulchrella, 2604 nucleotides. It is a transcript of the gene dmt, whose product is annotated as protein dalmatian. Lineage: Eukaryota; Metazoa; Arthropoda; Insecta; Diptera; Drosophilidae. The record is from RefSeq and is a predicted model, not a curated record. The coding region runs from base 193 to 2550 and encodes 785 amino acids. The transcript has 3 exons.